Molecule: messenger RNA, 2627 nt
Organism: Pipistrellus kuhlii (Kuhl's pipistrelle)
Lineage: Eukaryota; Metazoa; Chordata; Mammalia; Chiroptera; Vespertilionidae
Gene: TMEM130
Product: transmembrane protein 130
Exons: 8
Coding region: 84-1463 (459 amino acids)
Source: RefSeq, a predicted model, not a curated record
CCCGCGCCCCGCGCCCCGCGGAGAGGCCGCCGGCGCGGAGUCCAGCCGCGUCCUCUCCAGCUCCUGCCGCUCCCGGAGCCGCCAUGGCCCCGGCCCUCCGGCUGCGCGCCAGCCGCGUCCUCUGGAUCGCCUGCGCCCUGCACCUGGCCCCCGCGGCGGUGGCCGCAGGCCUGUACGAGCUGCGCCUCGUCUCGGACGGCCCCGUCACCACGGGGGCGGAGGUGAAGGUCACGGCCAGCCUGGAGGCCAAGGACAACGGCAGCCUGGUCCUGCCCGCCGGCUCGCGCGCCUUCCGCUUCCACUGGGUGCACAGCCCGCUGCUGCUCACGGGGAAGACGGACGAGGCUUUCCGGUCCUCCAUCCGCGCCGUGGGCUCCGUGCCCGGGGACUUCCCCGUCUCCGUGUGGGUCACCGCCGCCGACUGCCACGCGUGCAAGCCGGUGGCGCGGAGCCUGGUCGUCCUCUCCUUCACAGAGUCCAUCGUGGGGAAACUCGUCAUCGCCCAGAAUGAGUCCCUGCCCUGGCCCAGCAGCUACCGCUUCAAGAUGGUCUUUAAAGCAUCCUUCCUCCUCCAUGACCCGAGCGACUUCUUCCGGAACGCCUCCUUUCUCUACAACUGGGACUUCGGAGACCGCACCCAGAUGGUGACGGAAGACCCCACCGUCUAUUAUAAACGCUCGAUCAUGGGCACCUUCACCGUGAAGCUCAAAGUGGUGGCCACAUGGGAGCAGGCGGCGCCGGCGGCCGGGAAGGGCCUCGUGCAGAAGACGGGGCACUUCUCGGACUCGAUGAAGCUGCAGGAACACCUUCGGGACAUCCAGGUCGUGGGGCCCAGUCAAAUUGAAGCCUUCCAGGAGGUGACAAUGACCUUGAAAUUCAUGGGGAGCCCCCCGCUGAACGUGUGCUGGAGGGUCCAGUUGGAGUGCUUCCCGCUGAUGGAGGAGGACUGUCGCAGGGAGUCCGUGACCGGCACAGUCUACAACAUGACUGUCAUCCUCAUGGACCCCGGGGACUACUGCAUCAACAUCCGGGGCCAGAACCCUGUCAGCAUUACCUAUGUGUACCACAGGGUCCAGGUGUGGUCCCCCUUCUUCCAGCCGGCUAGCUUUGCUUUCCCUUAUCUCUAUGCCAUACUGACCUCCAUGAUGAUGGGAUUUAUCAUCUUCAUGAUCCUGAAGAAUACUGGUCAACAGAAGGACGUGGUGGAGGUGUCUGACUUUGACUUUCCCCCCAUGUCUGACAAGAACCCGGAGGCCCCCGUGUCUGACAAGGACCCGGAGCCCAAGAACCCGGACCCCCCCGUGUCUGACAAGAACCCGGAGCCCCUUACUGAGGCCAAGUGCUGCCCGGUGUGCUGCGUGCCCUUCCUGCAGGAGACCCCGUCUGAGUACCUGGAGGUCGCCCGAGAGAACCACGAGCUGCUGCCACCCCUCAAUAAGUCUGUCAAAACGUUCACAGUGUGAGCACUCCCCGUCCAGCCUCCGCUUUAACUAACUGCCAACCCCACGCUUUCUGCAGGUGGUGCCUGCCACCCAGCAGGAGGGGUUCAUGUGUGCGGAGCCCUCUGCCCUGGCCAUCCGUCCAUCUGCACAGUCCAGCUGCUGCCACAAGCCCCCUCAGUCACACUCCCCACCCAUCUGUCCAUCUGUCCAACCCAGCCACUGCUGUAAGCACCUCUCAAGUCCUCUCCACCCCUCACCUUUGAAGAGACUGGGUACCUUCUCUCUCCGGGUAUGCUUGGCUGACCCUACCCGAUCCUCCCAUGUUGGCAUGUCUGCUGGCCACGUGUGGUUCGAGCUUUCCUCCCCCAGGUACCCCUGUCUGGGUCAGAGACCUAGGAGGAAGGUCACAAACGAUUAGGGAUACAUCCCAAAAGAUCAUGCAUAGAGACAAGCACACACACACACACACACACACACACACACACACAUACGUGCCACACAGAUAUCUCAGACGAUCUUUGUAUUGUUCAACCGGUUGCUGGGAUGUACCCUGAAUUAGAACGAAGAUGAAAUCUGACCCCCACUUGGCCCCAAUAGCUCCUGGGCCUGGUCCGUCCCUUUGUGAACUGUGUCUGCAGCUACCAGGCCCCAUUCUAAGGACUCCUGCUCCCUGCUUGCUUCCUGGGGGCUGGGAAGGGGCGGGGCUAAUACUUGGUGAGAAGGAAGUGCUUCAUAAAAGCACCUUCUUUCACGGAGGCCCUGUUCCCAUCCACCGAGGAGAAGGCCUUGAAGCAAAAGAGAAAUGGAGUGGGCGUGGACGUGGGAGGGAGGGGAAGGUGGUGUGGCCGCCCAGAUGCCCCCAGAGGAGCCUUGAGAAGGAAGAGGCAGGACUGGACACAAGCCCAGGCCUCUCCCCUGCGAACCAGUGGCUGGGGCAGGCAGAGAAGAGGGAGGGAGCAGGUUAUGGUACAGAGGAGAAGCACGAGGCCCCAGCCCACCGUGCAGGGGUGCCGGGAGCCACGUGGGCCUGUCUGGUGGGGGGAGGGCAGGGCGUGGGGGCCGCACUCUGUGGCUGUGAUUGUUGGCUCUCAGACUUUGCACAGAAAACACACCCGUGCAGCUGGUCCUCUGAAACACCACCAUUGUUACUGAAUAAAGCUCGUGUGCUCUGACUAUAACCACGCA